GGGCGCCGGGCGCGGGUCCCGCGCCCCCGACCGGCAUUGCUCAGCCAGCCCCUUUCCCCUCCGCAGGUCCCAGCUGGCGCCGUCAGGAGGAGCGUCCUUGGGGCUCCCUCGCGCGCAGGGUUGGCCUGGACGCCAAGCAGACGUGACAGUCCCGCAGCGGAAGCAUCUGCCGUGAGAGAAGACUCCUUCCUUCAGUGGUUCCUGCUUCUCAUCCCUGUGACUGCCUUUGGCUUGGGGACAUGGCAGGUCCAGCGUCGGAAGUGGAAGCUGAAGCUGAUCGCAGAGCUGGAGUCCAGAGUCAUGGCCGAGCCUGUCCCUCUGCCGGCAGACCCAAUGGAACUGAAAAAUCUGGAGUACAGGCCGGUGAAGGUCAGGGGGCACUUUGACCACUCCAAGGAGCUGUACAUGAUGCCACGGACCAUGGUGGACCCGGCCCGGGAGGCCCGGGAGGCCGGCCAGCCCUCAGUCCAGAGCGGUGCCCACGUCAUCACCCCCUUCCACUGCACUGACCUGGGAAUCACCAUCCUGGUAAAUAGAGGGUUCGUCCCGAGGAAGAAAGUGAACCCUGACACGAGGCAGAAAGGCCAGGUGGAGGGAGAAGUGGACCUGGUCGGGAUGGUGAGGUUGACGGAGACCAGGAAGCCCUUUGUUCCUGAGAACAACCCAGAACAGAACCACUGGCAUUACCGGGACCUGGAGGCCAUGGCCAAGCUCACAGGCGCCGAGCCCAUCUUAAUUGAUGCCGACUUCAAGAGCACAGUCCCUGGAGGACCCAUUGGAGGGCAAACCAGGGUGACCCUGAGGAACGAGCACAUGCAGUACAUCAUCACCUGGUAUGGACUGUGUGCGGCCACAUCGUACCUGUGGUUUAAGAAAUUCCUACGGCGGACCCCUGGCACGUGACAAGAUUAGCUGCAACCACUGGGUACGCGUAUACACGCAUCGCCACGCGUGCUGUGCCUUUCCACCUGAGUGAACUCAUUAACUAGUUGAUCGGAAAAUCUCGGGGUUCAGAGUCAGCCCACAUGUGACUGAGCAGUUUGAGGUAACACAGCAACAUACACGCUAGGUCUGAGCCCCCGCCCUGUGGAGAGUAAGGGCCCUGGUUUGAAAAUGUUCUCGCCACCACCCCAAACUUACAAUAAAUAAAACAAGUCACCAACCCCAAA
Messenger RNA from Pteropus alecto (black flying fox), 1169 nucleotides. Its product is annotated as surfeit locus protein 1. The annotation marks the transcript as partial. Gene Ontology annotation, cellular component: mitochondrion; membrane. Lineage: Eukaryota; Metazoa; Chordata; Mammalia; Chiroptera; Pteropodidae. The transcript has 8 exons. Gene Ontology annotation, biological process: mitochondrial respiratory chain complex IV assembly. The record is from RefSeq and is a predicted model, not a curated record.